Molecule: messenger RNA, 747 nt
Organism: Strongylus vulgaris
Lineage: Eukaryota; Metazoa; Nematoda; Chromadorea; Rhabditida; Strongylidae
Source: the annotation of a GenBank genome assembly
AUGAUCAGCCAGUGCAGCAAAUUGCAAGAACAGCGACGCGUAGCUACGCUGGUCUCGGUAGCAGUUGUCAACGUGGAUAUGGAAGACGACGGUGACGAAGAAGAUAAAUUGGGAAAGUCGAAAAAACAGGCAGAGGCUUUAGCUGAGAGUGCUUGCCGAAGCGCGGCAGAAAACAGUGGGGUCAGAUCAGCCAGCGAUACGUCUGGUCCCGUCACACUCGUCGCAAGUAGAGGUGGUUCAGCGGGACCGCCAGAGUCUCGGUCUAGACAAGGCGGGACCGCUAUUCAAUUUAAACUGAAGUCUGGGCCAGUUGCAGUUACGACGAGCAAAGGCUUGCCCUGUAGAAGGCAGCGAGGAAUCAGUCCUAGAUUUGCUUCUCUGUCACUCCCAGAAGGCACAACCGGCACUACCCUACAAAGUGAACAGCAAGAUGUCAGCACUGCUCGUGAGGAAGAGAACAUUACUAGCAGUUCAUACAGCCAGCAACAGAAGAGUGCCUUACGGAAGCUAGAUGAAGUGCUAACGACGCCAACACAACCACGAAGUCAGUCCGCAACAGGUUCCGCAUUUGGUUCAGGAACAGUCGGAAAAAAAGUCGCCGAAGUUAUCGUCAGCCCAAAGGCAGGCGCAGUGCUAGACGAAGUAAUAGAAGUAGAGGAAGAGCCAGAUCAAAAAGUUCGAAAAGAUUGGCGUCAGCGUUUAGUCGAAAAUCAUAUCGUGGGAAAUCGCGCAGGAGAAGGUUUGUAA